AUGGGGGAUCAGGAGAGCGCAGAUCAGGACAACCCAGACUUUACCGCAGGGCCGUUCGUAGCUCGCAGAAAUCCUACGGGGGAGAUCGAGUCACUGUUAGACUCACUGUAUCUUCAUGAUGGAGACGUCAGUCAGAAUGGAGAUGACAGAAUAGAACGGGCUCACUCACAGGACAGAGUUAAUGAGGAAAAUUCCGACCAUACUAGUCAGAAUGGGGAGGAGGCUUUGGGAGCUCUUGGGAGAGGGCUGUUGGAGCCUCUUACUCCUGUAGUGGUGCAGAGGGAGAAUAGAGUGGACAUUUCCCAGACUGACUGGGACAGUAUGCAGAACAGAAUGAGGGUUUUGGAAUGUCACCUAGGAGCUCUGGAGACUACUCACAGAGAGUCUGUGUCUAGUUCUCUCAACAGAGAAACAUCCUUUAGGGAGAGUGUUGAAAGGGCUUUGGCAAAAAUGGAACAGGAAUUCCAGGACAAGAUAGAGGUGUUAGAUAAGAACAUGGUUAGCUGUUUAAAGAGGAGGGAUGAGAAGUGGCAAAGAGAGAUUAGUACUUUGCGUCCCACUAGUACCCCUAUUAAUCAGAGAACCAUUGCUGUAUCCACUGACAUGGGUGGUCCCCCUCCCCUUAAUGCCACCUUUAGUAUGCCUGGUGUAUCCCCGUUCUACUUCAAGCCUCCAGUCCGUUUGGAUUUCCCCACAUUUGGACCUAGUUGUGAAACCGCGGACGUGUUGAGUUUUGUGGAACAAGCAGAGAACUUUUUGGAGUUACGCCCACUCUCGGUACCAGAACUGAUGGGGACAUUAUCCUCCGUGUUGAGGGGACCUGCGCUAAGCUGGUGGAAAGCUGCAAAAGGCCAGGUGCUUGAUUGGAGUAUGUUUAAAGAGACAUUUUUGAACGCAUUCCUUCCCACGGACUAUAUGGCGGAAGUGGAGGAAAAGCUGAGGGAGCUGGUGCAGCAGCCCGACCAACGUCUGCGGGACUUUGCUUAUGAUUACCAGGCCCUGUGUCUCAAAUGGAAACCGGAUAUGCCCGAGGAAGAAAUCGUGAGACGCAUACUUAACAACACAAAUCCAAAAGUAGCGGGGUGUUUGAGAGGAACUGUCCAUACGGUCACAGACCUGGUGAAAGUGGGGUCCAUGGUGGAGAAAGACUGUGGUAGCGCUAAAGGCUAUUGGCAGAAAGUGCAUGCCUCCACCGAGGGAACUGGGAAAAGGGCCCUAGAAAAAAGAGGUGGGAAUAAAUUCAAUGCAGUUGUCACCCAACCUCCACCGCCCCAAAUGCAGAGAGCAGAGCUGCUGUUGGUUCCUCUUACCAUAUGCAAUGUCCAGGGAGUGGCUGUGGUGGAUACCGGAAGUACCUACACGCUCAUGCGAGAGGGUCUAUGGAGGAACCUCCAUGGCACCUCAAGAGACUUGAUUCCAUCAGAGGACCAGAGGUUUGUCAUGGCGGAUGGAACCGCGCAUGUUGCCCUGGGAAAACAACGCUUCGGACUGGACUGGCAUGGUCGAAAGCUGAGUGUCGAGGCGCAUGUUAUGGACGACAGACAUCUCGCUUUUCCCAUGAUAAUCGGACUGGAUUUUCUGACUGAUGCUGGGGUUAUCCUAGACCUGGCUAAACGCGUUUAUGGAUUACAAACGGCAAAUGGUUAUGUUUUCCAUCCCUUCCUUCUGCCGCCCACAAGACCGGGUCCAUGGACGAGAACUGUUCCGAGGGUGCAUUUAUAUUACGCACCCCAACCGGGCAGAUUCCUGCCAUGUUGGACCUCGUAUCCGCUCAUGAUGAACUCUGUCUCUGUCGACCAGCCCAAUGAACUUUCUCAACUCAUUAAUGCCUGGCCCACAGUGACUUCCAGUGUGCUCGGCAAGACCACAGUGGAAAAGCACACAAUUUACACCCAGGAUGAGGUGCCAGUUAAAUCUCGAGCUUACAGGGUAUCUCCCCUCAAAAAGAGAAUCAUUGAAGAGCAUGUCGAGAAAAUGCUGGACGAGGACAUCAUAGAGCCAUCUCAGUCAUCUUGGUCCUCACCCGUGGUCAUGGUCGAUCGUCCUGAUGGCCGGGAGCGAUUCUGUAUAGACUUUCGCAAGGUUAAUGCUAAAACCCUCCCAGACGCUUACCCCAUGCCAAUCAUCCAUGAGAUCCUCGAGUCACUAGAGGGUGCGACAUGGUUCAGCGCCUUGGACCUACAGUCGGGGUAUUGGCAGAUAGCCAUGGAUGAAAACAGCAAACAAAAGACAGCUUUCAUCACAACUCUGGGACUCUUCCAGUUCAAACGCAUGCCCUUCGGUUUGCGGAACGCGGCAGCCACCUUUCAAAGAUUGAUGGAGAAGGUGUUGGGAGAGCUGAGAGGCAGGAUGUGCUUUGUUUACAUUGACGAUAUCAUUGUAUACUCUACGUCCCGUGAACAACAUUCUAGAGACCUGAACUCUGUCUUCCAAAAGCUACAGGCAGCCAAUCUCAGCCUGAACAUGAAGAAGUGUCAGUUCUUCAAGAGAGAACUAAAGUUCUUGGGACAUAUCGUGUCUUCUCGGGGUGUGGAGGUGGAUCCAUCCAAAACCAAAGCAGUGUCAGAGUUCCCCGUGCCACAGGACAUUAAAGAACUGCAGCGUUUUCUGGGGCUCGCGGGCUGGUACCACAAAUUCAUUCUGGGCUUCGCGGACAUGGCCGCCCCAUAG
Molecule: messenger RNA, 2670 nt
Organism: Knipowitschia caucasica
Lineage: Eukaryota; Metazoa; Chordata; Actinopteri; Gobiiformes; Gobiidae
Source: the annotation of a GenBank genome assembly